Molecule: messenger RNA, 5213 nt
Organism: Fundulus heteroclitus (mummichog)
Lineage: Eukaryota; Metazoa; Chordata; Actinopteri; Cyprinodontiformes; Fundulidae
Product: kinesin-like protein KIF20A
Exons: 32
Coding region: 576-4304 (1242 amino acids)
Biological process (GO): microtubule-based movement; mitotic spindle assembly
Cellular component (GO): nucleus; spindle microtubule
Molecular function (GO): microtubule binding; ATP binding; plus-end-directed microtubule motor activity
Source: RefSeq, a predicted model, not a curated record
GAAGAAGAAGAAGAAGAAGAAGAAGAAGAAGAAAUCUCGCGAUAUUUCGCACAAUGUUGUUGAGUGACGUGUCCUUCCCGGAUUCGUCUGCUGGUCGCAGUUUAAACGUUUACCGCGUAGCCGCUAGCAGUUGAUGGAUUUAACGUUAAUCGCAGUUACCAAUGCUUUCCAUGUUAAAUCCAGCGGUCGGUUGUAGCGGUGUGAUCUCAGUCUCGGUCGUAUGUUGAGGUUAAACGUUGUGUGUUUUUAAAGAUGCCGUUUUGGGCAUUUGAAAACGUUUCAAACUGAUGGGAAGGCUUUGGGAAAUGAUUGUAGCUUUAUGUAGCUGAUGCUAACAAUAAAGAGCAGCGGUUCAUAAUCGUUUCCCGUUUAUAUUUUUUUAAGUUAUUAUUUAGUUGCUGUUUUUAUGAACGUUUUAAAACUGCUGGUAGUGCAGAUUAAACUGGAUUUUUGUUUACGGCUAACCCUGACACACCUCCGCUUAGGUUCCCUCCUUUUAAAGAUUACGUCCCAUCAGACACAGCCCUGUGUUUGGCUCAGAUCUCACUGCUAAGACCGGCGUGUUCCACGGCGAGAUGAUGGAGUCCUGUCUUACUGGGAUACCGAAGAGAGUAGGACCAGUGGAGGUGGAGGACAUCAAGAAAAACCUUCUGGGUGAACUGGAUGCUCUGACAGCACGGAAUGUUCAAUCACAAACGGAGAACCUGCAGGUAUAUCUAAGAGUUCGGCCUUUUAUUGCAGCUGAAAGCAACAGCGGAGAGUCACAGGACUGUGUGACCAUUGAGGGUCCCAACACUGUGGUUCUCAGGGCUCCCAGGAUCUGUCAGCCAAAUCGACACAGCGACAAGUCUCUCCCACAAACGGCUCAGAAGUUCACUUUCACUCAGGUGUUUGGUCCGGAGGCCAGUCAGAGGACUGUGUUUGAGGGGUCAGUUCGUUCUUUGGUCCAGGACGUUCUGCAGGGUGGCAACUGUCUGGUGUUCACAUAUGGUGUCACCAAUGCUGGGAAAACCUUCACCUUCCUUGGGCCAGACCACAACUCUGGGCUACUGCCUCGAUCUUUGUCAGUCAUAUUUAACAGUAUAGAGGGCCGCCUGUACAGCCACAGUGAUUUGAAACCUCAGCGGUGCAGAGACUUCAGCAGACUUACAUCAGAUCAGCAGGAAGCAGAAAUCGGCAGUAAGAAGAAUCUGAUGAGGCUGCUAAAAGAGAGCGACAAGAGUCUGAUGGCUGGAAAAUCAGCUUCACUUGAAGGGUCUUCCAUCAGCAGCAAUGGAAGCAUGAACAGUGUAUCUGAGGCAGAUGGGUUCUGUCUGGACCUUCCUUCAAAUGUUCGCUUCUCCAUUUGGGUUUCGUUCUGUGAGAUUUACAACGAGAAUAUCCACGACCUGCUGGAACAGGUUCCUGGUGGACAACACAAGAGGACUGUGCUGCGUCUGUCUCAGGACAUUAAAGGGAACUCCUACAUCAAAGAUCUGCGCUGGUUCCAGGUGAAUAGUUCAGAGGAGGCAUACAAAGUGAUGAAGAUUGGAAAGAGGAACCAGAGUCUUUGUGCUACCAGACUGAACCAGCUGUCCAGCAGGAGCCACAGCAUCUUCUCCAUCAGGAUACUCCGGAUCGACAACGGCAUGGUACCCAGAGUCCUCGGCAUCAGCGAACUGGCUCUAUGCGACCUGGCUGGCUCAGAACGCUGUUCUCGAACCCACAACACUGGGGAAAGGCUCAGGGAGGCAGGAAAUAUUAAUGGCUCCCUGCUGACACUUGGGAAAUGCAUCAGUGCCCUGAGGCUCAACCAGAAUACAAAGUUCCAGCAUCACGUUCCCUUCAGAGAUUCCAAACUCACCCACUUCCUGCAGUUCUUUUUCUGUGGUUCCGGCCGUGUGUCCAUGGUGGUAAACAUCAGCCAGAACUCCUCCUGUUUUGAGGAGACACUCAACGUCCUCAAGUUCUCUGCUCUUGCUCAGAAGGUGAUGGUAGUCAAAUCCCCGACGGUCGUCCUGGAUUACAGCACUUGCCACAAGUCAGCCAUGGAGCUGUCUCUCAUCAUCGACAAGGCUGACCAGCGCAGAAACCUGUUGAACGGGGGCAGGAGGAGUUCACUUGUUGCCUGGGAGACAAGCCUGGAGGAUGUGCUGGAGGCUGAAGACAAUGAGAAGUGGGAGGAGGAGGAGGAGGAGGAGGAGGAGGAGGAGGAGGAGGAGGAGAGUGUGAUGGAGGGAACCAUUCUGAAGGCUGGAGGUGAGGAGGAGGACCGGGACUGGGCUAUGGAGGAGGAGGUGGCGGCAAAGGAGGCGGCGCUCCGUUUGGUUCUGGAGGCUCAGAUCAGAGAAGAAGUCAGCACUGAGUUCAUGGAGCUGUACAAAAAGAUGGAGAAAGACUACAGCGAGCGCCUAAAGAAGGAGAGGGAGAUCCUUGAGGAGCGCGCUGAGAGAAAGGUGGAGAUCCUAAAGAACCUCGUCAGUAAGACAGUUGACUUGUCAACACCAAACAAUAACGUCUCUAAGGAGGCAGCUCCUUUGGAGGGAAUCAUCACCUUCAUCAGUGAAGACCUGAAGAAGAUCAGAGACGACGCUCAGAAUAUCCAACACUGUUUGACCGAACAGACACACAUUGCAGAUUUGGGGAUGCAUCGGUUAGAGAAGCUGGAGUUGCAUGAUCAGCUGCAGGGUGCCAUGAAGAGUCUGGAGCAACAACAGCAGCAGAAGUUAUCAGAGCUGUCAGAGAUCUGUGAGCAGAAAGAUUAUGUCAUCAGUAAACUUCAGAAAGCAUUGAGGAAUGCCACAUGUGACAUGCAAACCACCUGUAGCUGUGGGAGAGGCACAAAGGGAGAAGACAACAACAAGGAGCAGAAGGAGAACAGUAAGCGCCAACAAGUUGACACAGAGGAUCACAGAGAAGUGACUAAGAAGAGAGUGGUACCGGAAGAGAUCUGGAGGCUGCAAGAGGAAAAUAACAAGAAAGAGGAAACACUUGCCGAACUGCAAGAGAGGGAGCAGCUCAGGAGGGGGCUGGAGGAUGAGCUGAGGAAGCGGGAGAAAGAGGUGGAGGAGUUGAAGGAGAAGAAUCUGGUAUUGGAAAAGAAGGUUCAAGAGUUGACGGGUCUGGAGGAUUGUCUGAAUUGUGACUCUAUGCUUUCGUCUCUGGAGGUGGAGCAGAAGGAGACAGCCAAGCUACAGAAGGAGAACAAAGCUCUGGUGAAUGGCAUCUUCCAGCUGCAGACUGAGGUGACCACUCUACAGAUGCAUCUUAAACAGCACACUGACAUAUCUAACAGCCUAUCAAAGCAGUUGGACUUGGCUAAGUCCCACCUCCAUUACAAAGAGAACCAAUUAGAGGAGAGGUCCAGCUCAAUUAAGAGUCUGAGACAGGAAGUCGAGCAGUACGAGGGACAGAUGAGCAGCAACAAUGUUCUCGAUGCUGCCAUGGAGGAACUGAAGAAGAGCGCAGUGGCACAGCAGAGGUCCAUUCAAACACAGAUGGAAGAGCUUCAGAGAGAGAGGAUACAUUUGGAGGAACAACUUUCUCACAGCAACAGCCUCUGUGUGGAGCUUAGACAGGAGCUGGAAAAUCAGAAAGCAGAGUUUGGCCAGCAGCUGCAGGACCUGAGGGCAGAGCUAGAGUCAGAGGGCAGAGCCCUGCAAAAGAGACUGGAGGAUAUGCAGAGAGAGGAGGAGGAGGAGAGGAGCCGCCAGUUGGAGAAGGUGGCAGGGUUGCAGCGAGUCAUACAGGAGAAGGAGCAACUCCUGGAGGAGAGCCAGCAGCACAGAGAGACCUUGAGACGAGAGCUGCAUUGUCUGAAGGAGAAGCUGCACAGGAGGGAGGAGGAAAAGGAAAAUCAAAGUGGUAGGAGGCUGCAGGGAAAAGGAGAGGAGGGGGAGAAGGCGUCUCAUCUGCACAGAGAUGCUCAGUCCAACGCGACUGACUGGAAAAAGCCCUCUAAGACUGUAAGGAGGAAAAGGAAGAGCAGGGAGGUGGAGGGCUUGGUUUUCAGUGUGAACAAAAGGAACAAAGUUGAAGGGAGAGCUCAAAGCAACACACUGGAGGAUUGCAUGCUGCAGAAGACUGAAGAGCUGAUCCAGAACUCUCAGUGUAUCCUCAACAGCAAAGCUGAUCCUGUCCCCUCCAAAGAGGCUGUGACCACAGCAAACAGACCACGGCGAGGACGAAAGAAGCUGUUUAAACUGGAUACUUCAUCUCCCUUGCAGGACUCUCCGCACACAAUACCGGGCGGUGACAAGGAUGAAAAGGAGAGUGAUCACCUGAUCAUCAGAAGACAGCUACGCUCGAACAGCUGCAGAAAGUGAUGUGUGCUGCCUGGUUCUGAUUCUUGGACUUUUUAUGUUUGAUGUGAUUAUUUAAGAGCUGUGGGCAACUAUCAUCUCUGAGUCACUCACAGUAAGAGGGUCUAAAAGGACAGAUGUCAUUAAAGGUUUUUGAUUCUAAUGUUUGACAAAAAUAGAUCCACCAAUAUAAGACAGCUCCUUUCACAGAAAUCAACUGGAUCAAUCCUGAGAUGAUUCAGAAGGAGAAUCAGGAGGAUGAAAAACGUAAAUCAGGGUGAUCUUCUGAUGAUUCUAGUCAUCACCCUUUAAUCCGCAAGGAUCCAUUGUCACCUCUGCAUCAUGUAUCAACAGUGGCUGAUGAAGUCAACAAUCUCCGAUGUUCCACGUAAAGGUCUGACAACAUCAAAUCUGACAUUUCCUGCCCUAUUCCUGUUUCUCUCUUAGCACUCUUAUUCCUCAGAUUCAGUCUCUAACUCAUCUCUUCCUGAUUACCAACGGUUGAGUUUAUCAGACAGAAACCAAACACCUGCUGUGGUGUGGGAAGAACAAUAAGACCAGAAAGUGUGAAUAUUUUCCUUAAGUUUUCACAAAUCGGAAUUAAUUUAGUUUGAGUAGGUUGGACACAGUUUGUAAUCUGCAACAAUGACAGAUUAGCUGAAUGGGAUGUGGUCACUGUAAAAUCGUCAGACUUACUGUAGGUUUCAGGUUGAUCUUUGAAUGUGGAUCUACAUGAUGUUUCAAAUUUUACAUUAAGGGGACUUCUGAUGAUGCACAGUUAAAAUAAAAUGUAUUUCUUCUUUAGGAUUUCAUGUGUAAUCUUUUUUUGUAAUGAAAGACGAUGCAGGACCUCAGUUACACUUCAGUGCAUAGUAUCUAUAAGAAAAGACAAAAAGAUUAAGUUCUUAAUAAAGAAGUUGUGUGCUGAGAUGU